AUGGCGUCCGCCAUUAAGAAAGGGAACAUGAUUACUCAAAUCGUGAGGCUAAAACAAGUCGUCAAACGCUGGAAAAACAAGUCCCUUAAGCGCCGCAGUGUCCUCUCGUACUCCUCAUCCGAUUCAGACGAACCGGCAUUAUCCGGUUCGGACCGGCGGACACCCUCAGGAUCAUUGGCGGUUUACGUGGGGCCAGAACGCCGCCGGUUCGUUAUCCCGACCCGGUUCUUGAACCUCCCCGUGUUCAUCUCGCUGCUCGACAAGGCAGAGGAGGAAUUCGGGUACCAGAGGACAGGCGGGUUAGUUUUGCCUUGUGAAGUCGAGUACUUUUCGGAGAUUUUAAGGUUACUGGACCGGGAUGAGGAACGUUUCGGCCAUUUGGGUUUGGAUGAGCUUGUUAAGCUGAUUUCUGAAGUGGGGUUUGAAUCUUUAGAUCAGUCUUGCAAAGAAGCUGCUUCCCAUGGUUUUGCUCCUCUUCUGCAGAAUGCUAGGGUUUAA
Molecule: messenger RNA, 498 nt
Organism: Nicotiana attenuata
Lineage: Eukaryota; Viridiplantae; Streptophyta; Magnoliopsida; Solanales; Solanaceae
Product: auxin-responsive protein SAUR50-like
Exons: 1
Coding region: 1-498 (165 amino acids)
Biological process (GO): response to auxin
Source: RefSeq, a predicted model, not a curated record